Lottia gigantea (owl limpet) is the source of this 1320-nucleotide messenger RNA. RefSeq lists its product as hypothetical. The record is from RefSeq and is a predicted model, not a curated record. The coding region runs from base 1 to 1320 and encodes 439 amino acids. Lineage: Eukaryota; Metazoa; Mollusca; Gastropoda; Lottiidae. The transcript is spliced from 2 exons.
AUGGGGUGGGAUAUAGCUAGAUGGGUUGGUUGGUGGUCGGAGAUUGAGGAUAAGAUUGCAAAACAAAAAUUAGACAUUCAACCAUUGAUAGAUAACAUUCCAGAUGAAGAUACGUUUCAACAGGAAUUAAAUGCUCUGGAAACUAAACUUAACAGUGAAUUACAAAAAGAACUAACAAAUAUUAAAAAACAAAUACAGAACAUUGAUAUUGUUAUUCAACAACAAAUGCAAAAGAUAGAUGAUAGCGAAAUCAAAACCUUUAUUCAUCAACAAAUACAGAAUAUUGAUGAUAGUGUUAUUCAACAACAGAUAACCACUAUUAAUAACCUAGUUUUAAAACAGGAUAAAAAUAUAGUCGCAUUAGAAAAAAAGUUUCUCAAGAAAGAAUCAUAUUAUUUCAAUCUUCCAUUUGGAAAAUUGAGAGAUUACGAUGCUUCUAUUACUGAUAAUAUUGAUAAAUCAAAAGACUAUGAAUAUAAAAAAUAUGGAUUUACAGUAAAUAUUAGAGUAUAUUCUCCAAGUAAUAUUGAUCACCCCCACGAUAUUUUAAAUCCAGAUGUUCAUAAACCUUAUCAACCAAUAAAUUUUGAUUUCCGAGGAAAACUGAUAAUUGAAAUAACUUUCCCUUUUCAGGUAAAAGUUGAUUCAUUCUUCUUCACACAAGGCUUUCGUGCACCUAAAAGAAAAUUUAACGCUAAAAAAGUUCUUCAGUUUAUCAAUGGUACAAAAAAUGUAGAAACUAAAGAAUAUGAAAUUAACGACAAAAACAACAAGAUUAGUCACUCACAUGAAAUUAAAACGAAUGGACAAUAUAUAGAUAGGUUUAGAAUGUUAAUCAUACCAGAUAAUGAAAAAGAUGAAUUUACAUUGAGUGAUUUUGAUAUGAUAUUGGAGACUGAAACUCCACCAUCAAUGAAUAUUAUUAGAAAUCCAGAACCACAAAAAAAAGAUAAAAGCUUUUAUGAGUUUUUACGAGCAACAGACUUUGAAUACGUAAAACUAUAUUUUGUUGAUAAUGGUAAAUUUACCUCAAUUGAUAUUCAUAAAAGUCAACAAAAACAAAAUUUUUUAAUAAGAGAUGAUGCAUAUGUUAAUAUAAUAAUCUAUAAUGAAAAACCAAAAUUUUCAGUUCAUCUGAAUAAGAUUAAUGAUUCGAAAGAACAAAUAUCUUUAAAAGUUGUUAUUAAUAAACACCUAGCAGCUUUAUCAGAAGUUCACUUAAUUAAAUUACCUAAAAAUGGAACUCGAAAGCGGACAAAACUACAUGAUAGAAAAGCAAAACGAACUAAAAGAAAAACUAAAACAAUUCAACAAAUGUAG